Messenger RNA from Cylicocyclus nassatus, 750 nucleotides. The record is from the annotation of a GenBank genome assembly. NCBI's taxonomy places the organism in Eukaryota, Metazoa, Nematoda, Chromadorea, Rhabditida, Strongylidae.
AUGGCAGUGCCGUCAGCUCCAGAACUUCCGCCAUCUUAUGAAGAAGCAUCAACAGACGCACCACCAUCAUACGAACGACUCUAUGGAGAGUUCCGAAGAGUGGAUUCGCCCAAAGGCUUGGCAGUAUUUUUCAAAGAGGCCUUCGAUUUUGUCCUGGGCACAUUGGCUGCUGCUGUGGUGUUGGCGGUCCUGAAUAUCGUGCCGAUUCUGAUGAUAAUUAUUGGUGCACUCAAUCGAGAUGAUUGUGCGGUGAACUCAAAUAUCCCGGUCUGGUUGAUCGUCACCGGUAUUGUGUCCCUAGUUCGCAGUGCUAUCAACUUCUUCUAUAGGUUCAAGGACCAACAAAAGCAGCGGCGACCGAUCUUGGUACGACUUUUUGAUGGAAUGUUAAGUGUAUUCUUCGCAAUUUGGUUCAUUUUGGGUUCUAUAUGGGUCUACUGGGCAUACAAUCACGUCAGCUACGACCCGCACGAUGGACCUUACUAUUGUGAUCAACUGACAUUCGUAUUCACUUUCGUUUUUAUUACAGUCAGUUAUGUGCUUAUGUUCCUUACAUGUAUGUUUUUCUGCUGCUGUUGUUGUUGUAUAUGUUGCCGCAAACCGAAUGAUGAACGCAUGCCUAAUGCUUAAAUUUGAUAAUUUUCCACAAAACAUACUUUCUAAAAAAAUUUCACAACUUUUAGCCUUUUCUGUACUAUCCACAGAUUUUAUCGUUUUUGAGUGCAUGAAUGACAAGAAUGCGAGUGGGAC